Acanthopagrus latus (yellowfin seabream) is the source of this 1944-nucleotide messenger RNA. Its product is annotated as tetraspanin-8-like. Bases 213 to 1007 code for a protein of 264 amino acids. Lineage: Eukaryota; Metazoa; Chordata; Actinopteri; Spariformes; Sparidae. The transcript has 9 exons. Gene Ontology annotation, cellular component: membrane. The record is from RefSeq and is a predicted model, not a curated record.
GUUUAGCCACCGGAACGUCUCCAUAUCGGACAUCCCGGCGGCGAGCGCCUCCUCCGCGUCGGUUUACUGGAAGCACCGCCCUCCCGCUCACCGGCCUCUCCCCGCCACCUAAAACCCGCCCGGCUCCGUCCUCUGCCGACACUCGGCUGCAGUCAGAGCUCCUCCACACUUAAACCUUUCUGUACCUGUUGUCGUAUUUCUUACCUGCAAACAUGACCCAGGUGAACACCUGUCUGAAGCGCACCUUCACCGUCUUCAACAUCUUCUUCGCGAUCAUCGGUGGUUUCAUCAUCGCGCUCGCUCUGCUGUCUCAGGUCCUCACCAACGUCAAUGGCGGCGACAACCUGGAGGGUCGCACCGCCGGCCUCAUCGUCCUGUACGUGGUGGGCUCCGUCACCAUGGUGAUCGCCAUCCUGGGAGCCUACGGGGCCCACAAGGAGAGCAAAGUGUCUCUGAUCGUGUUCCUGGUGUGUAUGGUGAUCGGAAGUCUGCUGAUGCUCCGGACCGGGAUCCCUGCCGCCGCGGGCCGGCCCAAGCUGGAGGGAAUGCUGUCAGACAGAUUCCAUCAGCUGCUGCCUCUGGACACGGCGUCAGAAGACGUGAAGAACAUGGCCAACAACCUGCAGACACAGCUGCACUGCUGUGGUCUGUUCAGCUACAGGGACUGGAACCAGAACAUCCCCAACUCCUGUCUGUGCGACCAGGAGGAGGAGGAGGAGGAGGGAACGUGUCAGAACAUCAACUACAGAUAUUUCACGUCAACGAAGUCCGUCUACGUCAAGACCUGCUUCCCCAUCAUCGCUCACUACGUGCUGCUGGUCGCUGACGUCAUGAUCGGCGUCGUCUUCACUCUGGGUGUUCUGGCGCUGCUCGGCCUGGUUCUGUCCUCCAUCAUGAUCCACCAGAUGCGUUACCCCGACAGACCCCCCGUGCUGCUGUCGGUGCCCGCCAUCUUCUCCACGCCUCCGCCCAAGUACCAGGAGCUGCACAACCCUCCGCAGUACUAGAGGAGCGGCGCCUCCUCUCUGCACCUGUUGCUGGCUCAGCGCCCAGGUUGAGGAAGUCGAGUCGUUUCUGUUGUUUCUGUUUAAUCUUGAAUUAAAGGCGAUAUAUGCAGUUAGCGGGCGGCGAGUCCGAAGUGCCUUACGUCACUGUGAGGAGUCCACUGGGUCUCUGAUGGGUCUCUGGCUGAGAGUGAAGCUGAUUGGUCGGUGCUGUAGGGGCGGGGCUUAGAGUUUCUGUUUUCUUUUCUAUUUGUCAGAAUCAGCCGACGACCUUUUGUUUACAUCCUGUUUGGAUCUUUAUUUCACACCGUUCUCAACUAAACGUUUGGAGAAAAAGCAUCUGGAUCACAAAAUAUUUAGUUUUUAUCUCAAAUAAUAAAAAGUCCAGCCUGGAAUAUAAAAUGUUAGAAAGGUUUUGUUCUCUGAUCCUCAUCUGACUUCGAACAAACUAAAAAUCUGUUAGUUGUUAAAGUGGAAGUUUUGAGAGCUUUGAUAUGUAAAUCCUGGUUUGUUCUGAGACUAAAAGCUCCGUUCUGUCACAAUGUUUAGACGUUUAGUUAAAGUUUGUGGGCUGAGGCCGAUGCAGAAAAGGAUUUCAGACAAACUUUGCUGGAAACAGUCACAACUUUUAAGUUUUGUGGGAACGAGAGCCCUCGUCAUCGUCUCCCGUCAGGAAUCAGCUGUUUCUGUUGGACCUGGUGACAAACUCACCGUGAGAUAAAACUCAGAAGCAGCUCUGUAAUAAACCACAGAACAUUUUAGUACUUUUGUUAUUUUUUUGCCUCAGAAUGUUUCUGCUCUCGCCCCGACGGCCCGAUGAAUCCACCGGUGGUCACUCUCGUCUCGUUCACUUUUAUUUUAAGAUUUACAUUCUUUACACUUCCUGUUCUUUGUGUUAGUGAAUGUCACAGCGAGUCGUUUCUUUUCUGUCUACAUUAAU